AAUCCCUCGCCAGUUUGUAAAACGUCGGGUCGCACGUAGUGAAAAUAUCUAGACAAAUUCAGCAUUCGACGCCGAUUGAUGUUCGAGUUAUGGAAGACAAUAAAGGUAUGAGUCUACGCGUUGAGUGUCGUGUUUCACCAACUAUGAUUAAGACAGAUGUCUCGCAAAAAAAUAUAUAUUAUAUAUUAUAUAUCGCGUGCGUAAUUUUUUUUGUAAAGGCGCGCUGAAAAGAGAUACAGAAAGGGGGCACCCACGAGCCCCCUUGGUCGUCUUUUUGGCUAAGUAUCCUCAUGCAUUCAUAUUUAGUCGGUAUCCAGUCUUGUAACACACCAAAACGGCAAACCUGUCUUGCACACAUCCUUUACAUUAAAUUUUAGACCUCUCUGUUUAUAGAAUAUCACACUAAAUUCCACACAAAAUAUUUAACUAUGACAUUGCGCGUUAUACCGCAUUUUGAUGUAACGUUUCUCUGGCGGUAUACAUCUCUCCUAAACCUCAAGGUCCCUCCCUGCCUCAUUAACCCUUUCGAAUUGGUGACAGAAACCUUGACUUCAUUAAAGACUCUUCCCCAGGAUUUUAGAUUAAACACAAACGCGAAUAGUAAUAGAUCAAUGAACGGUCACCAGAACCAUACAGGCAGUUCUGAAGUCAUAGCUGUGAACAACGGUCUAAUCAACAAUCGUGUCCGUCGUCAAACAAAGAAAAAAAGGAAGAGAGUUGGCAGAGCCUGUGUUUUCUGUCAACGCUCUCAUAUGUCAUGCGACGAGUCCCGUCCUUGUAAGCGCUGCAUUUCUCGCGGGUCCGCAGACCAGUGCCAUGAUCCAGAGGGAAAGCGCAAACGACGCGGAAGAAAACGAAAAACCUCCCUUCCAGAAGACAAAGAUUCGGAGUCUGAAGACGAUGUCCUAAGUCCGGAAGACUCCUACUUGAGCACCUGGUCGAGCUCUAACUCUACUAAUAAUAACAGCAUGAAUGCGAAAAAACAUACAAACAGCCUAGACGGCGGCGUCUAUACAGAUAUGAGUAUCUACGAUCGACACAGCGACGAUAUUGACAAUCCCACUCAAACAUCAUCUCACUUUUCCGAUGACCAUGUUGAGAAUUCGUUUUUGUCUAGCGAUUCUAGACUCUAUAAGAACUGCGAGGAGGUGGACGACUAUUACUCCGCAAAUGCAGACGAUGUGAGUACUAGUGGAUGCGAAGAUAUGAUAGAAUCUACAACUCUAAAUGAAUCAGUUGGAUUUAAUUUCUCAAACUACAACGCUCAAGCGGUCCAUUACUUCCGUCAGUAUCAACCGUUGCUUAUGCAGCCGGAUGAGGAAGAUAAUACUCUGUCCAUGAACACGUUAACUACUCCUAUGGAAGUACCUAAUAGGAAAACGGAUAUGUUUACACAAUUUUUGACUACCUCUGGAGCUGCCAAUAAUAGCAUUUAUUCUGUAAAUCCAGAAGAUACCCACAACGCCUAUCCUGAGGUACUCAAUUCUUCGGCAUCCUCUCUCACAUCUCAAUCCCAUUGUUCGUAUCUGAGUAUUGCAAGCCCAUAUUGCUCACAGCUCUUGUUUAGCGCAUACCGAUUUGAUGUAUUUGAAGAACCGCUGUUCGCCACCAGCCCUCUAAUUAAUAACUUGACGCUCGGCCUCGGGUGCCACGUUCCCACAGUAUGUGGGUUAUACAACGACUCCAUGCAACAUAAAUGUUUCGUUGAUAUGCAUGACGAGUAAUCAAGUUAUCACUUUAAGGGUUUCUGAUGGACAGAAGAGGGGCGCCACGGCUUACUGUGUGAAGCCAACCCGGACCUAUACAGCCUAUAAAUGACGACCAUAUAACAACAAAAUUCAUCACUGAGAGAGAGAGUGACAUUAUAGAUAUAUAUGUCUGAAGCUUGAUGCAACGAGAUAGUGGUAAUUGUUCGACACGUGAGAACAAGAUUGUAUUAGAUAAAUGUAGUUAGGUUAUUUGCACAUUUUGUAAAUGUGUAAGAGCCUUUUGUAACUGU
Molecule: messenger RNA, 1999 nt
Organism: Schistocerca gregaria
Lineage: Eukaryota; Metazoa; Arthropoda; Insecta; Orthoptera; Acrididae
Exons: 4
Coding region: 429-1724 (431 amino acids)
Biological process (GO): regulation of DNA-templated transcription
Cellular component (GO): nucleus
Molecular function (GO): DNA-binding transcription factor activity, RNA polymerase II-specific; zinc ion binding; RNA polymerase II transcription regulatory region sequence-specific DNA binding
Source: RefSeq, a predicted model, not a curated record